GUAUAUUUAAGUCGACUGUCAAGCACACAGUUGACCCGAACUGACUUGAAAGACGCAGUUGAACGUUAAUUCUGACCAUUUUAGUGCGAUGUGGUGGCUGUUGUCUUGUUUAUCGGCAUCGAGCCUCUCAGUCUGAAAUGUAUCUCAUCGGUUAUGUGCCCGAAACUUCGUUAUAUACGUUAUUUAGCCGGUUGUCCUGCUGAUAAACAAGCUUGUGUCGUUGCUGGAAAGCUAUCCUAGCUAGUUGAAAAUGACUGUUCCAGCUUUGCACAGCACCGGUGUGGUUUACAGGAGGAUUUUGUCACAGUUCCCUCAGGAUAUCAGUUUAGCUUUUGCCUAUGGAUCUGGCGUUUUCAAACAACACGGGACCAGCCAAGGUCAAAUGGAGAAGAACAUGCUGGACUUUGUGAUUGCGGUGGACGACCCAGUGACGUGGCACACCAUGAAUCUGCUGCAGAAUCGCAAACACUAUUCCAUCCUCAAGCUGCUGGGGCCCACGAUGAUCAGCUCCAUACAAAAUGAACACGGGGCUUCGGUGUACUACAACACACUGGUGCCUGUGGACGGGAAGAUAAUCAAAUAUGGUGUGAUUAGUACAGAGGCUCUGAUAGAUGACCUAAUGCACUGGAAGACCAUGUAUGUUGCUGGACGCCUCCAUAAACCGGUAAAAAUGCUGGCGCAGAGUGAGAACGGGAAGCUCCGCGCUGCUCUGGUGGCCAACCUGAAGAGUGCUGUGACAGCCUCCUUCCUCAUGCUGCCAGAGAGCUUCACCGAGGAAGACCUGUUCCUGCAGAUAGCCGGUCUCUCUUAUGCCGGGGAUUUCCGAAUGGUGAUUGGAGAAGAUAAAUCCAAGGUGGCCAAUAUUGUCAAAGACAACAUUCAGCACUUCCGGAUUCUGUACAGUAACAUCCUGCGUGACUGCCCUCAGGUGGUGUACAAACCACAGCAAGGAAAACUAGAGGUUGACAAAAGCCCAGAGGGCCAGUUUAUCCAGCUGAUGGCGCUGCCUCGGACUCUGCAGCAAAGGAUCACAAAGCUGGUGGAUCCUCCAGGGAAAAACCGAGACGUGGAGGAGAUCCUGCUGCAGGUCGCUCAGGACCCAGACUGUGGAGCUGUCAUACAGCAAGGUAUUUCAUCUAUUGUGAAAACCUCCAGUAUAACACAGAGCAUCAAAGGCAUUGCCACAGCUGGCAUGUGGAAGACGGUGUCGUACAGCUCAAAGAAACUGAUGAAGAUGUGGAAGGGUUGGAGGAGGAAGCCGUCUGUCUCACAGAUGUCCUGAUUCUGUCCGUCUCCCAGAAGCCUGUCUCCCUCUAUAACUGACAGCCUCUCCUUUGAGUUCAACCCUGAAACAAACUGCGGCUGGAGCCGUCGCGCGCUCGCCUCCCUGGUUCUAUCACGCUGCUAUCCUCUCACUUACCAGAUGAAAGUCUGUGUUUGAAUAGUGUAGAACUGUCUGUACAACUGCCCUUUAUACACAGUUCAUAAAAGUAGGAGAAAAAGCGGGUGACAUUUCACCAGGCUGACUGAAUUAUGGCUGACAUUUAAUGGUGCUACAGACUGGACCUUUCUGAAUAAUGACUACAGUGCCUGGCGAAGGAACUGCUGAAUUGGCUACGUCUGGAGCCACAGCACACAGUGAGUGAGCACAGCCUGCCACAAGUAUAAUGCAGAAACGACUUGUGUGUCACCUGCCACCUUUUGAAUAACGCCAAGUGUUUCUGUGCAUUUUCGAUGCGAAUGGAGCUAAAGCUAUGAGCAAAGAUGAUGGAUACCUAAGAUGCUGAAAGACAAUAUCUCUGUAUUACCUUCUCUGUGUUGAGAGUUUACCUGUGGACUGGUGUUACAUUUAACGCGCACACUUGUCAUCCUCAUCUUUUAACCGCGUUUGUUAUGUCAGUAUUCACAGAGGUAUAAAACAGGAUCACAUUUAUUUUCUGUUGAAGUGUUCCCUCAUUGUUAACCUGUUUCUCUUCACCUCGCUGCCACAUUGAAGGUCUUCAAUGGGAAAAUGCAUUGAUUCACAAUGACUUGCUGUGGGAUGACAGUAAUAAACUAUUUGAUACAACA
Molecule: messenger RNA, 2070 nt
Organism: Acanthopagrus latus (yellowfin seabream)
Lineage: Eukaryota; Metazoa; Chordata; Actinopteri; Spariformes; Sparidae
Gene: tamm41
Product: TAM41 mitochondrial translocator assembly and maintenance homolog
Exons: 8
Coding region: 251-1282 (343 amino acids)
Biological process (GO): CDP-diacylglycerol biosynthetic process; cardiolipin biosynthetic process
Cellular component (GO): mitochondrion
Molecular function (GO): phosphatidate cytidylyltransferase activity
Source: RefSeq, a predicted model, not a curated record